AUGUCUACCUUCCCCCUAAUGGUCCGCCACAUCCGACGCCUCGUCUCUUCCCGCGCGUUCUCCACCACCUCGCAAAGCCGGGAUUGGUACGUGCCGACACCUCUCGUACACGAAUCCGUAGCCGGAGGCUGGCACACCUACGACAUUUACUCGCGGCUGUUAAAGGAGCGGAUCAUCUGCCUGAACGGGCCGGUGCACGACGGGCUGAGCGCGGCGAUCGUCGCGCAGCUGCUAUUCCUCGAGGGCGAGUCGCCCGACAAGCAGAUCAACAUGUACAUCAACUCGCCGGGCGGCUCGGUGACCGCGGGCCUGGCCAUCUACGAUACCAUGCAGUACAUCCGCUCGCCGGUGAGCACCAUCUGUGUGGGCCAGGCUGCGUCGAUGGGGUCGCUGCUGCUGGCGGCCGGCGCGAGGGGGAAAAGAUAUGCCCUGCCCCAUGCGAGCAUCAUGUUGCAUCAGCCGAGUGGUGGUUAUGCGGGCCAGGCGUCGGACAUCGCGAUUCAUGCGAAGGAGAUCCUGCGCGUGCGCGAGAAGUUGAACCAGAUUUACGUCGAUCACUUGACGAAGCCCCACACGCUCGAGGAAAUUGAAAAAUUACUCGAACGCGACCACUUUAUGCCAGCUGAGGGUGCAUUGGAGAUGGGUCUUGUAGACGAAGUUCUGGGAACACGGAAGACGACGCCCGAGUCGCCCGAGUCACCGCCUUCUGAGACCAAGAGUUCGUAG
Molecule: messenger RNA, 726 nt
Organism: Tricharina praecox
Lineage: Eukaryota; Fungi; Ascomycota; Pezizomycetes; Pezizales; Pyronemataceae
Product: Clp protease-domain-containing protein
Exons: 4
Coding region: 1-726 (241 amino acids)
Biological process (GO): protein quality control for misfolded or incompletely synthesized proteins
Cellular component (GO): endopeptidase Clp complex
Molecular function (GO): ATP-dependent peptidase activity; ATPase binding; serine-type endopeptidase activity
Source: RefSeq, a predicted model, not a curated record